Molecule: messenger RNA, 2485 nt
Organism: Exaiptasia diaphana
Lineage: Eukaryota; Metazoa; Cnidaria; Anthozoa; Actiniaria; Aiptasiidae
Product: neuropeptide FF receptor 2
Exons: 2
Coding region: 454-1569 (371 amino acids)
Biological process (GO): G protein-coupled receptor signaling pathway
Cellular component (GO): membrane
Molecular function (GO): G protein-coupled receptor activity
Source: RefSeq, a predicted model, not a curated record
AAAGAARGUUCCGGCAGAACGUUCCGCAUUCUUUUAARACGCAACCGUGAGAUUCAGUGGGAGGAGUGGGCCGACGUAUCACGUUUCACACGUAUCACGUAAAGCAAAACCAGUAUUUGGAGAUUGGACAACUACUAGCCAAGACYAAAGUGCGUCAAUACUCGCUAGGGUGCUUAAGGUUGAAUGGUAUAAACACUUGGUUAUAGUAAGUUCUUUCGACAGAAUUUUGUUUUGUUACUGAGGGCGAAAGCAAAGCCAAGGCGAAUCGCGAAGAGCCCACACACCUGCGUCAGAAGGCUACAGACCCGCCUUGGUUCUACUGCAGAUGUAAGGCAUAUAAUUGCCGCGAUAGAUAUGAAAGUCAUUUAAGAACCGUUGAAGAAAUACACAGAAAAACUAAUCUUCAAGAAGCGAAGCACAGUUGUCUGUGUUGUGAAUAAAAAGAUCGCUAAAAUGAACACAGUCAACACGACGAAAAUCGAUUAUGCCAUGGUCACACCGGUGUGGAUUGUCCAAGUGACAUUAUAUUGUAUUAUAGUGUUCAUAGGUAGUAUUGGCAAUGGUAUUAUAUGCUGGAACGUCUGUAAAAACAACCAACGUCGCAUCAGUGAAUAUUUGGUCGCGAACCUUGCGUUUACGGAUCUUGGUACGUGUUUAGUAAGCAUACCGUUUGACUUUGUGGAGCGCGUUACUGGAGAUUUCCCUUUCGGCUCCAUCAUGUGUUAUAUGGUAUAUCCACUGCAGACUGUUCUGAUGGCCGUCUCUGUUAUUACAUUGUUGUGUAUGAGUUUUGAACGCUACCGCAUCGUAAUGGCUCCACUAAGACCACGUAUGACUGGAAAAAUGGCUAAAAUUUGUAUCGCGAUCGCAUGGGCCGUUCCCGUCAUUGUCAUCACACCUUACGCGUUAGUUUUACGUGUGGAAGGAAAACAAUGCCUUGAAAGUUGGCCUGAAGAUUGGUACGUUAAAGUCUUUACGUUAUCUGUGUUCAUACUGUUCUUUGUAAUCCCGCUAUUUGCUAUCGGUACGUCGUACAUACGCGCGGGACGUAAGCUUCACAGUGAACUCGAACGUUUUAAAGACAUGGGAGACACGCAUAGCCGUACGCAUACGCUUUACGCGCGUAAACGAGCCCUCCAGAAACUUCAAGUUACGAAAAUGUUUAUUCUUGCGUUUGUGGUUUUUACGAUUUGUAUGUUUCCUAAUCACGUCAUCUGGUUAUGGCACGAUUUUGGUAGCGGACGUACCAACGCUCAUUUUAAAGAGAUUCUUGUGUUCAGUAACAUCUUAACGUACGUGAACAGCGCUAUCGAUCCGUUUAUCUUCCGUCAAAUCAGUAUACGUGUUGGGUCAACGGUACGCAUGCCUAAAAUCUUCGGCGAGAAUCGAGACUGUAACUGUUGUUGCUUACUAGAGUACGGCGUUAGGAUCAAUAAUCUUGUUGCGGAACGCCAGAACGCGAUACGGAAAAAGAAAAAACGUARUACAAAACGUGAGUCRGCCAAGUCGCAAAGGGUGAGGUUUGCACCAACAGCAAAAGAACCAAUGAUAUUCAUCUCUGCUGUGUAGUCAUGSUAACUGUGCAAACAAUGGCAACAACUCGUGUUGUUAUAGCAACUAUAAUUGUGAGAGAGUUGUAGUCAUGGAAACUGUACAUAUGACAACUGUGGUCAUGGUAACUGUGGUCAUGGYAAUGAUACCAUGCAAUGCGUGAUCUUAAAUAAAAGCGUUCAGGAUAAUGGAUAUCAGAUGGUAUUAAACUGUUUUAAAGGCAAAUUAUAAUAAAUUUAGAUUUAAUACACAAUUGACUAUGAAGCAAUGAGAUCGAAGGACAAAAACUCAUAGUCCACUAGACCGACAAAUUUUUCAUUUGCUAAUAAGAAAAAAAAAGCUGUUCUCGACUUCUCUUUGCCUUUCUCCACAGUGACAAUAAACUAUCACAAAUAAACCACAGUUAAAUAGCCAAUCAGAAUGCUCGAUUCGUUAUAAUCUACAAUUUGAUGGAUAUUGGGUAAUUUCCAAUACUAGUUCAGGUACCGAAAACAAGCAGUCAUUCUAAUCGCCCUUAAUCWGAUUAGUACCUUAACGCAAGAAAAGCCUUKUAGGUUAGCGUAGWAUCGUUACRAAKYGUUURGUAUUUAUCAGUUCUGCGUAGCGUUAACGUUACGUUACGAACAAACAAGAACACGUGCAGUUAUUCYGCGGUGUUUGUAGCGUAAUAAGMUUCAUAUUACGUGGCGAAAUGACUGCGUUAAAAUUACCUCAUUUUGCAAAGGCGAAGUUUUUUCAAAAUCAAAUUAAAGCUUUAAAAAGAACUAGUCGCUGCCCUUGAUCUUCAGAAGUAGGAAAAAACAUUAGAUUUGAUGAUAGUACGGAAGUCUCGCGGCGAUUAUACGUUGGUAUUGUUUACAUUUUGAAUGUAAAUUUUGCCGAGUUAAAGUAAAUGGUUUAUCGGGAGACUGCGGAAGUAUUCAUUUUCUCACCA